Messenger RNA from Balaenoptera acutorostrata (minke whale), 7417 nucleotides. It is a transcript of the gene PARP8, whose product is annotated as poly(ADP-ribose) polymerase family member 8. Gene Ontology annotation, biological process: endoplasmic reticulum unfolded protein response. Gene Ontology annotation, cellular component: nuclear envelope; endoplasmic reticulum tubular network; intracellular anatomical structure. The transcript is spliced from 27 exons. The record is from RefSeq and is a predicted model, not a curated record. Gene Ontology annotation, molecular function: kinase binding; NAD+ poly-ADP-ribosyltransferase activity; protein serine/threonine kinase activator activity. NCBI's taxonomy places the organism in Eukaryota, Metazoa, Chordata, Mammalia, Artiodactyla, Balaenopteridae. Bases 342 to 3023 code for a protein of 893 amino acids.
GGCGCGGCGGGCGCGGGAGGGUCUGCGGCGGGCGGCGCUGCAGCAGCCUCGGCACGGUCGCCGCGCCCCCGGGCGCGAGUGUGCGCGGGUGUGGAAGGCCGGCGUGCGGGCCGCGAGGGGUGUGCGCGCGUGAGGCGGAGCGGGGCUCGCCCCUCGCCGGCGCCCGCCGCCCCGCGGGCGAUCGCUCUCCGGCCGUCUCCGGGACCUCCGGACCCGCACGGCCUUUGGUCCGGGCGGGGGAGGGAGAAAGUGAGACUCGGUGUCAUCAGCAUCCAUUGUCAGGAGGGGAAGAAAUUGGAAUCCAGCAGCGGCGAGCAGCAGCUGGGCGGUCACAUCUGGGAAUGCAAAGCCGACCUCCCCCUCCUCCUCCUCCUCCACCACCUCCUCCUCUCUCACCCAGGAUCACUUCCGAAACCACUUUGCCUUCAGCCCCUGCCUUGGCCAGAGGGAUUUAUUUAAUGGGGAUGUGUUCAAGGCAAGAGCGAAUUCAGAAGGAUAUCGACGUCGUGAUCCAGAAGUCCAGAGCUGAGAAGGACUGCCUGUUUGCAGAUUUCAGAUACUCAGACUCCACCUUUACUUUCACCUACGUUGGCGGCCCCAAAAGUGUGUCCUAUUCAGUACAUGUAUCUGAAGAUUACCCAGAUAAUACAUAUGUGUCAAGUUCAGAAAAUGAUGAAGAUGUAUUAGUUACUACAGAGCCAAUUCCAGUAAUUUUUCAUCGAAUAGCAACAGAAUUAAGAAAGACAAAUGACAUUAACUGUUGCUUAUCCAUAAAAUCCAAAUUACAGAAGGAAAAUGGGGAGGAGUCAAGACAAAAUAGUACGGUGGAAGAAGAUUCUGAAGGAGAUAAUGAUUCUGAAGAAUUUUAUUAUGGAGGACAGGUGAACUAUGACGGGGAGCUGCACAAGCACCCCCAACUCGAAGCUGAUUUGUCGGCAGUGAGAGAGAUAUAUGGGCCACACGCAGUUUCUCUCAGGGAAUAUGGAGCCAUUGAUGAUGUAGAUAUUGAUCUGCAUAUUGAUGUUAGCUUUCUUGAUGAGGAGAUUGCUGUGGCAUGGGAAGUGAUUCGAACAGAACCUAUAAUUGUCCGACUACACUGUUCACUUACACAGUAUUUAAAUGGCCCAGUGCCCACUGUUGAUGUCUUUCAGAUUUCCACAAAAGAGAGAUUUGGACUGGGACAUCAGCUGAAAAAAAUCAUGCAGACAUUUGUUACACAGCAGUGGAAACAGAGCAAAGAAAAAUCCAGUUGCCUGCACAAUAAGAAGCUGUCAGAGAAGAAAGUGAAGUCUCCCCUGCAUCUAUUUUCUACCUUGCGCAGGUCGCCAAGUUAUCCCCCCCCUGGUUGUGGAAAAAGCAAAUCCAAACUGAAAUCGGAGCAAGACGGGAUCUCCAAGACGCAUAAGCUGCUGCGGAGGACUUGCUCCAGCACAGUCAAGACGGAGGACGUGUGCGCCCCGAAGCCACACAGGACCUUCGGUCGCUCGCUGUCCAGCGACCCCCGGGCUGAGCAGGCGGUGACGACCAUUAAGUCGCACAAACUCUUGAACCGUCCCUGCCCUGCAGCCGUCAAGCAGGAGGACUGCCUCGCUCUCAAGUCGCACAAACUCUUGACUCGCUCUUGUUCUGGAGACCCGCGCUGUGAGCACAACGCCAGCCUGAAGCCUCACAAACUGUUAAGCAGGUCUUAUUCCAGUAACCUCAGAAUGGAAGAAUUAUAUGGACUCAAGAAUCACAAGUUGCUCAGCAAGUCUUACUCCAGCGCCCCCAAGUCAUCCAAAACGGAGCUUUUCAAGGAACCCAACGCAGAGGGCCGGAGGCUCUCUCUUACCUCAGGGCUCAUUGGUAUCUUAACACCAUCAUCAUCUUCAUCUUCCCAGCCUGCUCCAAAUGGUGCCAAAUGUAUUCCAAUACGAGACCGUGGCUUCCUAGUGCAGACAAUUGAGUUUGCUGAACAGCGGAUCCCUGUGUUGAAUGAAUACUGUGUGGUUUGUGACGAGCCACAUGUAUUUCAAAAUGGCCCCAUGCUUAGGCCUACUGUGUGUGAACGAGAGCUGUGUGUAUUUGCUUUUCAAACCCUGGGAGUAAUGAAUGAAGCUGCUGAUGAAAUAGCAACUGGAGCUCAGGUGGUAGAUCUACUAGUAUCCAUGUGUAGGUCUGCAUUGGAAUCUCCUAGAAAAGUUGUCAUUUUCGAGCCAUACCCUUCUGUGGUAGAUCCCAACGAUCCUCAGAUGCUGGCCUUCAACCCAAGGAAGAAGAACUAUGAUCGAGUAAUGAAAGCAUUGGACAGCAUAACUUCUAUUAGAGAAAUGACACAAGCACCGUAUCUGGAAAUCAAGAAGCAGAUGGAUAAACAAGACCCCCUUGCUCAUCCCUUACUGCAAUGGGUUAUUUCAAGUAAUAGGUCACAUAUUGUGAAACUGCCAGUUAACAGGCAACUGAAGUUCAUGCACACUCCCCAUCAAUUCCUUCUUCUCAGCAGUCCACCAGCCAAAGAAUCCAAUUUUAGAGCUGCUAAAAAACUCUUCGGAAGCACCUUUGCAUUUCAUGGCUCGCACAUUGAAAACUGGCACUCCAUCCUGAGAAAUGGUCUGGUUGUUGCUUCUAAUACACGACUGCAGCUCCACGGUGCAAUGUAUGGAAGUGGAAUCUAUCUUAGUCCAAUGUCAAGCAUAUCAUUUGGAUACUCAGGGAUGAACAAGAAGCAGAAGGUGUCAGCCAAGGAUGAGGCAGCUUCAAGCAGUAAAAACAGCAGCGCAUCACAGUCACAGAAAAAAGGACAGCAAUCCCAGUUCCUGCAAAGCCGUAACUUAAAAUGCAUAGCCUUAUGUGAAGUGAUCACCUCACCUGACCUGCACAAACAUGGAGAGAUAUGGGUCGUCCCAAAUACUGAUCAUGUCUGCACACGAUUCUUUUUUGUCUACGAAGAUGGCCAAGUGGGAGACACAAAUAUUAACACACAAGAAGGAGGCAUUCACAAAGAGAUCCUUCGAGUAAUUGGUAAUCAAACUGCUACUGGUUAAAGGACCACCAUUUAAUUAACAUGAUUUGAAAGCCUUCCUCGGGUUCAAAGCUGGAUUUUGAACUGAAGAAGAUGAUAAAAUAAUUUAUUGUUAUUAUAAACAAAAUUAACCCUUUGAAUACUGAUUUUUUUCUUAGUAUUUCUAAGUUUCUCAUUAAAUACCUAAAAUGGUAUAAAAUUUAUCAAUUGUAGGGUUAUGGAAUCUAGUAAUAAAAUUACAACAGCACUUAAACUGAAGUUUGGGUUCCUCACACAAUAAACAGAUUGAAAAAACAGUUUCGUGCUGAUAUUUUUAUAUUAAACUCUUUAAUUGGAAAUUUGGUAUUAUAUACCGACAUCUUAGGGUACAAAAAUAGAACUGAAAGCAUUUUAUAAUGGCGUCUAAAUCUAUAAGAUACUUUGCAAUAAGUGUAAUGUUUGCACAUUCUGAUGUGCUAUAUAAUUAGCGGUAUGAACAUUCGAAUGUUUUGGGGAGGGAUGUUUCCUAAUCUGUUACUUUUCCAUAUACAAAAACAAUUAGGUCUUAGAUACAGUGCGUUGCCCAAAAGUAUGUAAUAUACAUAUCUAUAGAUUCAUGCAUCAAAAUGUAUGAUCGUGCAUAUAUGUGUGUAUGUACACAUACAUGUAUUUUAACGACAGAGAUGGCACAGCUCCACAAUUCUGUUCUCAUUCAAUGGAAAGAAAAUAAUGUUCAGUAAGAAAAUAAUAUUCUCUCUGGACAUAGACCAAGAUAUGAGCCAAAUUCACCACUGCUCAUUCACUGAAAAUAUUUGCAAACAAGUUUUCUAUUUGUUUAAAGAAUUUUCCCUUCAGUUAAAAUUUAACUCUUUAUAAUAUUAUAAUUUGGGGAACAUCUUUAUUCAAAUGACAAUAUGUUUAAAAGAAAGGCCUCAGAAUUUAAAACAACAGUAUAUAUAUUUUUAUUUCCUACUGUGGAACGUUUUUUACAUUUAUUUGUACCACACCAGCAUUUUUAUAUUUUUCAUCUAAUACCUCUGCUUAUUUUUUUUUCAUAUUGAGAAAGAAGACAAACUUUGAAGUUUCUUUUAUAUUAAAAGAACAUGAAUAAGUUUAUAUAGAGAACAAUAACACCAGCUCUCAGCAUUCUCUUUUCAAGAGUCAUGUGCGCAUCAAAAUCAUUACUAUUUCUUUGGGACCUAAGUUCUUAUUCAUUACAAGUUUUAAUUGACAGUGUUUCUUUUCCUACAUGAUGUUUUUGGAAUAAGGCCAUUCAUGAGAGCAGUUUAAUUAGCAAGUCUGCCACUCUAUUCAAACCCUGAAUCAAGGCUCAUAUCUGACUCUAAUUUAUUUAGAAAGAAAAAAUAAAAAUGUAUACUCAUUUGCAAGUGUAAUAUAAAUUCUGUGCUUGUUCCCUUUGGUAUAAAAGGUGAGAACAAAGGUCAUACACAUUGUUAAGGAUUGCUAUCUAGGAAGCAUUUACUAAUUGUUUGUUUUCUUAUAUUGUAAAUAAUUGAUAUGCCACUUAUUUCUGCAAAAAUAGACUUGAAGGGAUAUUAAUCAUUGUGGUAGGAUCCACCUAAAACAUUGAUCUGUUUUGACUUGUGCCUCUGAACUCAAGGCCAGACUGAGGGAUAAUAUUGGUGUGGUAGGGCCAAGAUACAGUAUCUUAUUCAGUUCUGUGACCAAAUAUAUGAAGACUUUACAUGGGACAAGAGGACUCCUUGCUUCUUUCUGCCAAGACUCCCAAGUCUCCCAAAUCCCUUUACUGUGUUUUAAAAAUAUUUUAAAGCAACAAAAUUAUAUUUUCAAAUUAAUUUUGUGGGGCAUUCAUGUAUAUAUGACAUAAAUAUGAGGAUGUAAUAGUAGGAUUUGGAAAUUGAAAUCUUGAAACCCCAUGUGUUUGGCCCCUAGGACCACGGAGGCACCUCCAAAAACUCUUUAAAGUGCCUCCAAGCAUAAUUUAAAAACCACUGAUCCACUAAGGAUUUACUCAACAGUUGAGUGACCUGUAAGGAGUAUAGUAUUAGAAUCUGAACUGGAAGGGUAGCUUGGAGGACUCAAGGGAGACUAUUUAGGGGAGACAAAACAUUAUAAUACAAACUUCUACUGUCAACUCAAGAAUAAAAGUAGAUUCAUUUAUCAGAGCAAGGAAAGUAACUGAUAGUUUUAAUGUCCACUAAAUAUUACAGAUAAUAGACAUCUUUUAUGAUAGUAAGAUGUCUUCUCAUGAUAAUUGAAUGCUUUUGCAAUGCAGAAUGACAGAUUUUAGUUUGUUUUGAAAAAUUGUCAAAACUUUUUAAGCCUGUAUUCUAAAAAUAAAGCCAGUCUUCUCAUUGGACUUUUGAUAUUGGGAAUACUAUAGUAAACUGAUGUUUAUUUCUAAAGAAUCUAAUUUCAAUACCCAUUAGUAGAUGAAUAUCAUGCUUUCAGAAUCCAAGCAGGUCAUUAAAAUUUAGAAGUUUAAACAUUAUCAUCAUGCCUUGAUUCAGUUACCUCAUUAAGAUAUUAUCGUUUGACUUAUUUGAUAAUUCCAAACGUGAUAUUGUAUUGUACUUCUAUAAUCAUUCGAAGUCUGUUCACUGAUUCUUUGUAAUAAUUAUACUAAUUAUGUAGUCAUUACUACUUAAUAUUAACCCACUGAGCAAAGGCAAUCAUUUAUUUUCAUUCUUCAAGUGGGAGAAGAAGAGCCUUAAUUUAUUAGUUCUACUUUUUUUCCUGCAUUACUGAUUUUGUAAACAUUUCACUAUGAAUAAUUUGUCUCUUUCAUUGUCCACUGUAUUUAAAAAGAGAAGAAAAUGAUUGAACAUUCGAGAAGAGAAAAAGUAAUAAUAUACAUAUAACCUAGCGCUGUAGAAUACAUUAUGGUAAGGUACUUUGGUGCCUUAGAUUGCGUUAUGUUAAAAUGAUUUUUAUUUUGUUGCUCAGCAAAUCUCAGUCAAAUGUUGGAUUUGAAGGUGGCUUCUAAAUUUAAAAUUUAAAUAUAAGAGUGCCACAUCCUUAAAUUCACUCUCAAAUACUGUGUGAUAUAAGAAACCUACUCAAGCUAUUGUUAAUGCUAUGAAUAUUUCUCAUUGAAAAAUUUAAGAGUUUAGAGAAGAAAUCCCUCAAUUAUUCUCCCCUUAGCUAAAAGAAAGGAAACUUUUAAUAUAUAAGUCUAUGAAUCUUUAUUAUCACUGAAAGAAUUUUAUCAGUACUUUGUACCAUAAUACCAUAACUUGCCUUAGGGCAUGGGGUUUCAGAAAGUUCUAAGGAAGACCUCAUCAUCCUUGUUAAAGUCUGGAUGACUUCAUCAGAUAGUGAUUUAAUACGUCAUGAAGGGCCAUUCAACCUUGGACUGUCUACCAUCUAAAUAUAUGGAUUUCAUGGUGGCACUUGAAGCACAUUUUUAAAAUAUUAUGAUGUUAUUCUAUUGUCCUGCUGAAUUCUUCAUUAUUACACUACCUCAAGACAAAUGAUAGACUGUCAAGAUAAGUUUGGGUUUCCAGUAUAACGAUCAAAUAAAAUUUUACAAAUAGAAGUCAUCAAAUAAUAUGACAGUCAAGACCAUGCUAGAUCUAUGUUGUCAAUUACCUCUUGACAAUACAAUGAUAUGGAUAUUUCAGUCACCAGUGAUGAAUAACAUAGUUCUCACCCAGUGAGUAAGUGAAGGGGUUUCAAGUUGCAAAAUUUGAAAAUAAUUAGUUCCCUUUAGGAUUGGUUUUCUACGUGGGCCAAUUUUAUGUCCUUUCACCUGAAGCCACAAAGAAUUGCCCACCCUCAACAAUUAAAGGAUUAAAAUACCCAACUGCUGUGCCAAAAUGGCAGACUGAAUAUUCAAAUAUUCUUGAAUGCCUGCUAAAUUUUUGUCAGAUUAUAUAUAAAUUUGAUGUAUAUUAUUACCCAGUAAAUUUUUCUUGGGAAUUUUGUAUACACUCUGAUAUAUUAGGAUAAGUUUUUGUAGUUCAAAGGAAUUUCAAGUAGUUUUUAGACAAAACAUAUCAUAUCCAUGAGUGUGAAGAAGCUGUGUUGAAGAGUAGAUUACAUUACACAUUUACCAGCAAGUCAGUAAAAAAUAGUGCUUAUUUACAUAGUCAACAUAAUUUAAUGUUCUAAAAAUAAUUUCUUCAAUCUGCCCAAUAUUUAAUGUGUCAUUUGAGAUUUUAAAAAAUGCAGCCACUCCUUUAUGUAAACAUUAAGAUAUGCCUAUGUUUCUUUAAUUCUACAGCCUUCUUGACAAUAAAUUUCUUGACUUUUGUGCACAAAAUAGUAUUGCAACCUGCUCUUUAGCCUUUGGUGCCUUAGAGUUAUUAUAAAUAUUUAACAAUAUGUACAUAAUGUAAAUACUGCCAGAAGAUCACUAAGGCCAAGUAUUUUCUCUAUUCACUUUUUACUGCACUUGCUUUCUAUUGCUACUUAAGCCUCUUUUAUCCAGCUUUGUAAUAGUUCUAACAUUGU